AUGCCUUCGAAUAGCCAGCCAAAAAUCGGAAGGAUAAAAAAAUCAUUGUCCAACAAACUAGCAAACUACACGCAUCGAUGCACCUGUACACGGUUGUUGUCCGGCCGCCUACAAUUUCAAUCGCCCGCGAUUCCGGUCGCCCAGUGCGGCAGUGUUGUCGUCGGCACCGACCAUGCACUCAGGCCCGACAAGUGGAACGAAUCAGUUAAGAUCAAACAAACUACACUGUAG
This is a messenger RNA of Macrosiphum euphorbiae (potato aphid), 231 nucleotides long. NCBI's taxonomy places the organism in Eukaryota, Metazoa, Arthropoda, Insecta, Hemiptera, Aphididae. The record is from the annotation of a GenBank genome assembly.